AUGGAGGUUAUGGAGGGGUCUUAUCGUGCAGGCGCGGGGAAAAUACACAGUCUGGGGGAUGUCGCAUACCACACCGAGGAUCUGGAAACCGAGGCGGAGAGAGUCAUUGACGAUGUCUGGGCUACGUUUGUUCUGGGGGUGAACCUUCGUCCUCGGAAACUUGAUCUGGUGGCCCAAUUGAGUUCGCGCGCCCCGGAGCCAAUGUUGUACGACCAGCCGCCUUCCUACGACGAUGUGAUUCAGGAUCUUCCUCCCGAAUACUCUGCUCUUCCUCCGCUCGCACAGCGCAAACAUCGGGUCCUUCCUUCCGCGCCGCAGACUCCUCGAGAUAAAUCGCCUACGAAGUCGUCAGCAUUGCUGGAAGAUCGCAUAUUGGAUGUUCGCAUUGAUUUCGAAAAUCUGACUGGUGCGGCUCCGCCUCCUUCUCCGCCUGCCGGUGGUGGCUCGGAUCCUCCGGCGGACGAGCAGACCAAUGGUGACGGAGGAGGUGACGGAGGAGGUGACGGUGGCGGCGCUGGUGAUGCAGGUGGUGCCGGAGACGGUGGUGACGGGGGUGACGGAGGUGAUGACUGGGGUGAUUGGAAUGUGAGCGGGAAGAAAAAAGACAAGAAGAAGAAAGAGGAAGAGGAAGAGGCGGAAAGAGUCGCUAAAGAGGAAGAAGAACGAAGGGCCGCCGAAGAAUCUGCUACCAAAGAUCUCAGCUGGGCUGACGACGCUGGUGGUGGUGAUGACUCGUGGGCCGGGUUUAAUACCGUAGGAAAAAAGAAGAAGAGCAAGGAUGAAGGGCCCCCUGGAGGAUUCCAGGAUGUAAGUUUGGACGGCGGUGCACCGCAGCUGGACUUGAACUUUGAUACUCCAGCUCCUAAGACUGGCGGAACUGGAUUCAGCUUUGGGGGUUGGGGCAAAGAUUGGAAUACUGGCGGUAAGCUUGAUGCCCUCGAUGAGCCUCCUAAAGAUGACAACAAUCCUUGGGGCUCCACCAAAAAGAAGUCAUCCAAAACAGCUGCUGGCGGAUUCGAUUUUGGUGACUUGGAUGCUUCGCCUGAGAAACAAGAGGAUGACUGGGGAGGCUGGGAUAUCUCAACUAAGGACAAGAAAAAGAAGGGCAAAGCUGAGCCUGAGCCCGAGCCGGAACCAGAGCCUGUGCCUCCUCCACCCCCUCCGGCUCCUCCAGCUCCUCCGCCGCGACCAGACUUCACGCAAGAAGCAUGGUACCUGAACUUAUCUAAGAAGGAACAGCGCAAGGCGAAGAAGGAAAUGGAGAAGAAGUGGAAAGAUGAGGAUGAAGCCUUGGCAAAAUUGGCAGCGGAGCAAGCAGAAGCCCAAGCCCAAUCCCAAGCCGCGGAGGAAGUUGUCGUUGAGCCUGAGAAGUCUCCCGAGCCAGAAAAUGCCUGGGGCUUCAUCGGGUCCAAGUCAAAAGACAAGAAGAAGAUUGACCUUCUGGCUAAUCCAGAACCUGCUCCAGAUCCUCCACCAGCGGAUGACUGGACGGGUGGAUGGGGUACAGCAGUCAAGAAAAAGGACAAAAAAUCCAAGGAACCGGAGCCUGUGGUCGAGGAGACAUCUCCAGAACCUGUAGCCGAUGUUGGUUUCUCAUGGGGUGUGUCUACGAAGGACAAGAAGAAAAAGAAGGGCAAAGUCGAGCCUGAACCCAUCCCUGAACCUGAACCCGAACCGGAGCCUGAGCCAGAACCUGAGCCCGAACCUGAACCAGAGCCGGAACCGGAGCCCGAGCCUGAGCCCGAGAAAGCAGUUCCUGACGAUCCUCUAUACGAAAAUUGGAAGGACAUUUCUUCCAAGGAACGUAAGAAGCGAGAAAAGCAAUUGAUACGAAAGGGUUUGCCCAUCCCGGGCAAGGACUUCGAACUCCCAUCCGAUGAGCCCAAGGAACUACCUGCCCCCGAACCUGAACCUGAGCCCGAGCCCGAGCCGGAACCAGAACCAGAACCAGAACCAGAACCAGAACCAGAGCCGGAGCCUGAGAAACCGGCUGAAGAAGAUGGCUGGGGAUGGGGCGUAACCAAGGAGAAGAAAAAGAAGAAAGGCAAGGAUAUCGAAGAGCCGCCUCCACCUGCACCGACUCCUCCUGCCCAGGGCUUGACUCCCGAGCCCGAGGCUAUGAAUGACCAUGGUGAUGAUAUAUGGACAGAGCUAGCUCCCAAGGCCAAGACCUCAAAAAAGACGAAAGCUAUUGAGUCUCCUAAGGAGGAAAAGACCUCCAAAAGUUUCUGGUCAACUUUAACAGGUACUUCAACAAGCAAAUCCAAAUCGACGAAGAAAACCAAGGAGGAGAAGAAGGAGCCCGAGCCUAUUGAGGAAGACUUGCUUAUCGAUGUUGGUGAUGACCCUCCAGCAGAUCCUGACCCGGAGCCAGAACCAGAACCAGAACCAGAACCAGAACCCGUCAAGGAAGAACCUCCUCCACCCGAGAAGAGUUCCAAGUCCAAGUCUUCCAAGCUCAGCGUUGCCGAGCGAAUCAAGGCUCUAGAGCAGGCAAAGAAAGACAAGCUCAAAGAGGAGAAGUUGGGCAAAAGUAAAAGCAAAGAGAAAAAGGUCGAACCAGCUCCUGAGCCUGAACCUGAACCGGAGCCAGAACCAGAACCAGAACCUGCUCCAACGAAAAAGAGCAAGUCAAAGUCAAAUUCAAAGGAUUCCGUUCCAGGAAGCUUCCCAGACUUCGGUGAUGACCCCGACCCUGAACCUGAACAAGAACCAGAGCCAGAGCCAGAGCCGGAACCAGAGCCAGAACCAGAACCAAUCCCCGAACCAGAACCCGAGCCUGACCUUUCAAAAAUGUCAAAGAAGGAACUCAAGAAGUAUAAAAAACUGCAAGCAGCAGCCGCUGCUGCUAAGCCCCCAACUCCCCCGCCACCACCCGAGGAACCACCUGCGCCUGAACCUGAACCAGAUCCGGAACCUGAACCUGAACCUGAGCCCGAAGAGCCAGUAGAAGAGGAUAAAGGCGCCCCUCCCACACCUCCACCGGAGGCUGCCGAGGAGCCCCCAAAGUCGUCCAAGAAGGAACGAGCUCGCGUCGAGCGCACUAACACCUCAUCUUGGGGCUUCUGGGGAGCCGCUCCACCGCCUAAGAAAUCCAGCAAGAAGGAGUCUAAGGAACCCAAGGAGCCGAAGGUCCAAGACGAACCAGAACGGCCGAAGAAGGAGUCAACUCGAGAGCGGUCCCCCUCCGCAGCGGUGCGAACAAAAUCGAGUAAAUCUCGACCAAAAGAAGCUGACCCAGAAGUCGAGAAAUCCUCUGCAUCUGACCGCGAGAAACGGCGAGAACGCGAGGCCCGCUCCUCCAAGAAUCAGCGUAGCGUGGCUUUGGCCAAUAUGGUUCUGGGAACACCUCAAUCUCGAAGCAAAUCGACUCGCAAGCAUGGAUCUUCAUCCAAACCAGUCUCCAGGCGCCCAUCAGUUGAAGAUGAUAAGGCUUCUAUGCCCACUCCGCCUCCGGAUGAAAAGCCAGAGGUUUCUGAUAAGGCGGCGAAGUUGAUGGGUAUAAAUGCUUCCAAGUCCCGACGUGAACGGCCGCGCACCGAAAGGCGGAAAUCAACUCGGGAUCCAUACGCAAUCGAAGAUGAUGACCUCGUGAUGGUUGACAAGGAGGAUGCAGAGGGCCAUUCACCAAAGGAAGAUUCGAGUCGCUCAAAGCGCAAGUCAAAGAGACAGCCCCGCGCCAAGCCAGAGGACGAUGAUGACGGGGUCAUGGUCGACGCAGAUCAACCACAGCCACCUCCAGACCUCGUAUCAGGACCUGACGAUAUUGGUGUUGCCGAUGCACCCCCAAGAGAACGCCGUCUCAAGCGUUCCAACACGGCGCCAAAGAAGCAAGAGACAGGAGGUAUCAUGGGACUGAUCGGCUCUUUCAGGAAGAGUACAAGGCCGGAAAUGCCAGAAAGGAAGAAAUCACGCUCGCACCGAGAUGAUGACGGGAGAUAUGCCACAGAAACGGAGCGUGAAACAGCCCGUAAAUUACGACGCGAUGAUCGACGCAGAGGAUCUGUCCGACCAGACACCGAUGCCGAAGGAUUUGUGACAGAUGCCGAAGCAGAAGAAGCCGAAGCUCGCAGAGCAGCACGUAAGGCAAAGCGAGCUUCUCGACAGGCACCCUCGGACGCACGCGAAAGCGCGCGCGAGAAUGCACGGGAGAUCGCACGUGAGAACGAAGCCAGGGAAGCCGAAGAGCGACGGGCAAGAAGAAAAGAACGAGCACGUGAACAGCGUGCUCGUGAAGAAGAGGAAGAAGAGCGCCGGCAAGAAGAGAAACGAGCUAGACGAGCAGCCCGCGAGGAACGUCGGGCCCGAGAAGAACAAGCUGCCCGGGAAGCCGAAGCCGCCGCCGAAGCCAAAGCAGCCGAACGCCGCGAACGACGACGAAUGCGCGAGGAAGAAAUGCUAGCCGCGAAAGCAAGCCGCCGCCGUUCCCGCGUCGAAGAACGAUUCCCCGACGAAGUCCUCCCAGACGAGCGGGAGGUCGUAGACCGUCGAGGAGGUCGCAACUCGCGAGCACCGGAAGACCCUAAUACCCGUCGUCGCAAGUCCAAGGCUGCACCGGAGCCCGAGUCUACUCGGCCGACUCCUAUGAAACCAGGCGCGGGCAAGAACAAGACCUCCUCGUGGGUCUAUUCUCAAGCUGACGAGCCACCAGAGCCGCCGCCGAUUAUGCCUACUGUCAUUGACAUGCCUCCUGUCGGUGCAACUAAUGAAGCCGGUAAUGGCCACUCCCUCUCGUCGGAUGAGGAGGCUCGUCGCGCUGUUCGCCGGAAAGCUCGUCGCCGUGCUAAGUACCCCGAUGAAGAGGUCGAUGAUACCCGUUCUCGGAGACGGGGUUCUCGUCGGGAGGGUGUGAAGAGUAGCUCUGGCAGUGGUGAUUACGAGCGUGAUCGUGGUAUGAGGUCGCAGCCUGGGAGUCGGCAGGGUGCUCCGCCUAGUUCGGCUGCCAAAGGGAAGCCAAGCUGGUUCCGGAAACUGACGACCUUUUAA
This is a messenger RNA of Penicillium canescens, 4986 nucleotides long. RefSeq lists its product as uncharacterized. NCBI's taxonomy places the organism in Eukaryota, Fungi, Ascomycota, Eurotiomycetes, Eurotiales, Aspergillaceae. The record is from RefSeq and is a predicted model, not a curated record. The coding region runs from base 1 to 4986 and encodes 1661 amino acids. The transcript has 5 exons.